Arctia plantaginis is the source of this 1491-nucleotide messenger RNA. NCBI's taxonomy places the organism in Eukaryota, Metazoa, Arthropoda, Insecta, Lepidoptera, Erebidae. The record is from the annotation of a GenBank genome assembly.
AUGGCUUGUACGCCCAACCAAGAGACAACAUUAUUAAUGAAAUACCUUGAAGACUCAUUACAACCUCUAUGGAUGAUAAAGAAAUCUAAUCUUGGAGGAAGGGGAUUGUACGCGACGCAGACAAUCGAAAAAGGAAGCCUUAUUUUUACCAAUAAACCUUUGGUAACAGCACCACGAGAUGACAGUGUCGAUCAAUUAUUUUGUUCCAUAUGUUACAAAUUGUGUGAUUCGUGCUCCGCUUGUGAAAAAUGUUCUUCGAUUACUUGCAGUGAGAAUUGUAAAACAUCUCAACAACAUCAAUUAGAAUGUAAUUUUAUCACAAAUAACUGGAAGGCCAAACCCGAUUGCGGUGAAUUAACAGGUGUACUGAAAUCCGCACACAUGUACUUACGUUUCUUACUUUUGGUGAAACAUCACAAAACCAUAUUAUCAAUAUUACAAACUUGUAGCACCAAAUCCCACGUUGAAGACAUUGAAAAGUUAUGUUCAGUAUAUGUGAUACCCGAAGACCAAAUUCAAUUUCUAAAAUUUGUUCACUCCAUAAUGAAAUUAAACUCAUUUAGGAUCGCUAACAGUCCUCAAAAUAAGAAGGUAUCAUUACGAGGACUGUACCCAUUAUCGCCAUUUUUAAACCACAGUUGUACACCGAAUACCAGAAAUGUUUUUAGAGAAGAUUACAGUAUGUCUGUUUAUGCUGCAAAAGACAUUGAAAGUGGUGAAGAAAUUCUGACAUGUUAUACGGGACUGCUGUGGUGUACUCCUGCGAGGAGAUAUCAACUUUUUAAAACAAAAGAGUUUUGGUGUAAAUGUGCACGAUGUGAAGAUCGCACUGAAUUGGGGACAAACCUGUCUGCACUGAAAUGUUUUAACAAAGAUUGCGUAGGUAUUCUCCUACCAAAAUCCCCUUUAAACCUUAACAUUGAGUGGUCCUGUGACAAUUGCAGUUCCAUAUUUCCAGCUUCGAAAAUAUGCACAAUUCAAAGUGUCCUUGGUAGCAUAGUUGGGUCCCUAGAUUUGGAUGGUCAAUUCCGACUUGAACCACAGCUGUUAGCAAGACUAGCUAACUUUGUACCAUAUACGAAUCAUAUAUUUAUCGAUAUUCGUCUGAGACUAGCACAGAGGCUCGGAUUUACUGGACUGAAAUUAAACGGUGGAUCUGUCUACCUGUGCCAGCUCUCGGAAUCCCGUCUGGCGCUGAAAGAGAGCCUGUCCCGCGGCACUCUGCGAACGUUGGCGGCGCUGGGCGUGGGCGACGCGCACCUCCGCGGCCUAUUGCUCUACCACCUGCACGCCGCCCUGGCAGAGCGCGCCCGCCGAUCUCCAGACCUGUUUGAGGAUCUAAAAGCUGAAAUCGAAAGUACUAUAGAACAAGCAUACUCUAUACUCCAAGGAGACAUUUCUGCGCCGCCAGACCUCGAGUUAAGACGUCGUUAUCUUGGACCAGGCUGUGAUAAACCGCAGGAAGAAAGAUUCUUUAUACUAGAUGUGUAA